Molecule: messenger RNA, 1304 nt
Organism: Nymphalis io (European peacock)
Lineage: Eukaryota; Metazoa; Arthropoda; Insecta; Lepidoptera; Nymphalidae
Product: O-glucosyltransferase rumi homolog
Exons: 6
Coding region: 66-1262 (398 amino acids)
Biological process (GO): protein O-linked glycosylation; positive regulation of Notch signaling pathway
Cellular component (GO): endomembrane system
Molecular function (GO): UDP-glucosyltransferase activity; UDP-xylosyltransferase activity
Source: RefSeq, a predicted model, not a curated record
UUAAAGAACUUUGCAAUAGUUUAGAUGUGUUUUAUUAUUACAUUGUUUAUAGUAAAUAAUAAAAAAUGAUUAAUAUUAAGUUUUUAACAUUCAUUUUUAACAUUAUAAUAUUUGCUCGAUGUAACAAUAAUAUUGAAUCUUGUUUAAAUGAAGACACAUGCGGCGAAAAUUUUAAUAAAUAUAGUGAAGAAGUCAACAAUUGGACUUCCAAAAUAAGCAAUAUAAUACAUUCCGAAUUACAAGCAUUUAAUCCAUGUGUGAGAACAAAUUGUAGUUGCCAUAAGAAUGUAAUAGAAAAAGAUUUAGAACCAUUUAGUAAUGGUAUUACAAAGGAAAUGUUUGAUCUUGCUCAAGCUAAAGGCACAAAAUAUCAGAUUAUAAAUGGCAAAUUGUAUCGGGCUAAAGACUGUCACUUUCCAGCCCGAUGUGCAGGAAUUGAACAUUACCUUAAAAUAUUAGCACCUAAGCUUCCCGAUAUAGAAUUGGCAAUUAAUACGAGAGAUUGGCCACAAAUUAACAGAGCUUGGGGGCAUAAAAAGGCACCAGUAUUUUCAUUCAGUAAGACAAAAGAUUAUUAUGAUAUCAUGUAUCCAACUUGGAGCUUUUGGGAAGGUGGACCGGCUAUACAGUUAUACCCCACAGGUAUUGGCCGUUGGGACAAACAUAGAGUAUCUAUAUCCACAGCUGCUAAAGAAUGGUCUUGGGAGAAAAAAGCAGAAAAGGUGUUUUUUAGAGGAUCCAGAACUAGUGAAGAAAGGGAUAGCUUAAUUUUACUGUCAAGAUCACAUCCUGAUUUAGUAGAUGCUCAGUAUACUAAGAAUCAAGCUUGGAAGUCAGAUGCUGAUACACUUCAUGCCCCACCAGCCUCAGAAGUAUCUUUUGAAAAUCAUUGUAAAUAUAAAUAUCUGUUUAACUAUAGAGGAGUUGCAGCCAGUUUUCGUUUGAAGCAUUUAUUCUUAUGUAAAUCAUUAGUCUUCCAUGUUGGGGAUGACUGGUUAGAAUUUUUUUAUCCAUCUUUAAAACCUUGGGUCCAUUAUGUUCCAGUUAGCCCAAAGGCAAGUAAAGAGGAAAUAAUGAAAUUAAUACAUUAUUUUAAAAAUAAUGAUUCUGUGGCUAAGGAAAUAGCAGAAAGGGGCUUUGAACAUAUAUGGAAUAAUCUCACAGACAAAGACGUUAAAUGUUACUGGAGAAGACUACUAAAAAAGUAUGCAAAACUUUUAAAGUACACUGUCACAAGGGAUGAUGAUCUUAAGAAAAUAUAGUGGCUUUACAGGUAUAAAGAAAAUUUAAUAAUAAUAUGAGUU